UGUUAGGGCGUGUUGUUAUUGAAUGUGUGGGUUGAACAGUUCGGGAAAUGGGUCACACCCUGCUUUGACGUUAAUGUGUCUGGGAGACGCUGUGCAUACAUUGUUGCUGUUAGUCGGAGUUUGUGUUGCAACUGACAAGGAAUUAUUCAUUGUAAGCCUGUCGAGGUGAGGAAGUCAUGCAUCAUGGCUUCUAUAAACAACCCUUCUGUGGGUAUUUACAGUAAUGGUGGAGCCGAUCCAGGUGCAAGUAAAAAUGUUCCAAAAAGUGCAGCAGAAUCUGGUGGUGUACGCAAACCUUCGUAUCUUGGCUUGUCAUGCUCUGUGAGUGGAUACGGGAGGGCAUCUGCAUACGGACUGCGCUCGAGAGAUCACAGCCCAGCACCAACAUCUGUUCAGCCUAGACUUGGUACACCAGUGCAAACCAUGGAUGAUGCAGUGUGUGAUGGGAGAUCAUCAACCAGAGUCAAUGGUCAUGUCCAGAAUUCUGAUGAUCCAGACUGCAGUCAUCCCAUUAUGGCUGUGCCUGGAGCGGUUCGUGUUAUUGAAUUGGAACUGGCUACUCAGCAAAAGGGUUUUGUGCAGCAUCAGCAAGAGCCAGAUUCUCCUGCAAAAUCUGUUGUUCAGCAGAGAGUUGAACGGCUGUAUGGGCCUGGUGCCCUGGCCCAGGCUUUCUUAAAAAGAAUGAGUGGUUCAGUGCCAAAAUCACCUACCAUUGAUGAUGAUUCACAGGUGUCACCUUCGGAAAAUGAUAUUAAGGUGGUAUGUAGUUCUUCACCCCCAGCUCUGCCUGUGCUGAGGCACCUAAGACCAGAGUUUCGUGCUCAGCUUCCUAUAGGCAGAACCCGGCGUGUCCCACCACCGACUCCCCAAGAGUCGGAGUUGGCAGGAUCUACCUCAGAACAACAACCUCCUCCUGACUUACGACCAGCUGCUCCUGACGUUGUACUUCCACGUCCCACUCUGACUCCUCAUGAAUCAACUAUCAGGGAUGGCCAUUUCUUCCUGAAGCAAGUGCAUCAGGAAAUGGAAAGGCUGCUGUCGCUGGUGAGAAAGACUGAAAGUGAGCUGGAAAACAAUGAAAAAUUGAAUGAGGAAGCAAAAGGCAAGCUCCGGGCGGCAGCUGGUCAGGCUGGCCUUCUCGUGCGUCAGAAAUUGCAGCAAUUUGAAGGCCUGUGUCAAAAGAACAUUACACAAAGUUCAGAUGAGCAAUUCCCAACUACAAAUGAAGACCUGGAGGGUUUUUGGGAUAUGGUAAAACUUCAGGUGGAUCAUGUUGACCGCCUUUUUGAAGACAUUGAGAGGCUUCGUGCUGCCAACUGGAUUGAGGAACAACCAACAGUGGUGAAGGGUGCAACUCAGCGUCGUCGUGGCACACAGCGCAAGUCCAACUCGACGACAACUGCACGAUCUGCUGAUUCGAGUGGAACUGUAGAAGCAAUCCGUAAGGCACGAGAUGAUGCCCGUCGCAGGAUGAUGGAAGAUCGUCGCCGUGCUGCUGCUGCAGCUGCUCGUGCCUGCCAGCAACAGGAUGAUGCACCAGUACAAAUCUUCCAAUAAAAUUUCUCAGCUCUCAUACAGUAUCUGUUUAACCAGAACCUGUCUUCAGACUGUUGAGUUAAUGUGUUAAAUAUGGAAAAGAUAUAAUGUGUGAGGAGAGUGCUGUUUUAUUUUGUGUAUAAAAGUGGAUUUAUUUGGUAGGGGAGGGGGGGGGGGGCUAAAUGUCUCAGCAACACAGGCUGACAGUAUUAUUUGUGUUGUAAUAUGGCUUGCUGUUAAUUUCAGUUGCGUAGUGAAGUUUUCACUGGAGUUGUGUGGCUGUUAAUUUCUGUUUUAGGAAUGUGUUAGCUGGUGAUUUAUGAUCCACUUUCUCUUUUCGGCAGCUGUUGUAAUGUUAAAGAUUAAUGCGGUGGUGUCACACAGUAUUUUUAAUUUUUUUAUUUUGAGACUGCGUGUAAGCAAAGCCUUGCAAAAGGAAUGCAAAACUAUUACCCAGCUGAAGUCACAUAUUGUUAAAUUAUAAACAUUGUCCUUUUACAUGACUGUAUCAUUAAUGCUUUGAGUGUUGGCAUUGUAUUUUUUAAUUAUUAUUUCUGUUAUUAAUACAUUUAUCUUGCAUGAGUUGUUGUUGGUUCAAGUUUGCUCUGUGCUGUAAGACUGUUAUUAGCAUUCUGUCUGCCAGACUGCUGAAUAAGUGACACACUAUUUCCAGGCCAAAAUCUGCUGUUAAAAUUCUUAAAAACAUUAAUCUGAUUAGAAAUACGGUACAUGUUCGAACGUUUUGUUACUCUCGUCAUAUAUAUAGCUCUACAACUGUGUAUUUGUUAAGCCUCCCAAUAGUUUCAGUUCUGAUAUGGGUCACAGGGAUAAACACAGAUAACCUGUUAAAGUGGGACGAAUUGAGGAAGCUUGUGGAAAAGUCAGAAACCUUAUCACUUCAUUUACUUUUUCAGUGUUUGUUGGCAGAAAAGAUGGGCAGAUGUGUGGUUCCACAUUUUGCAGAGAUUUGACAUGUUCCAGACUAUAUUAUAAAGAAGAAAGUAAUAUUUUUCAUUGUAAACUGGUGCAUUGUCUUUAAAGGCUUCAAAAUGCAUUUUUUUUAAGACUAAUUUGGCCACAGUUGGGUAAUAGCAAUCAUGCUAACCAAUAUUGUGGCUAUAACCUGAAUGUGGAUUUAACUUAAAGUUGUUGGGGCAAAUGCAAAAAAUGUUUGUGGCAAAAAAAUCUUAUUGUAAUGAUACAGCUUUCAGUGGGGUUGUUGGCAUUGUAGGUACAAAUAGUCUAACUGCAGUGCUGAGUGAUUUUAUUCUUUCACUGUCCAUGAAACAUCACUUCAGGUAUGUAGUGAUCUAGAGAAAAAUUACAUAAACAAUUAGU
Messenger RNA from Schistocerca piceifrons (Central American locust), 2874 nucleotides. RefSeq lists its product as uncharacterized. The coding region runs from base 184 to 1557 and encodes 457 amino acids. Gene Ontology annotation, biological process: signaling. Lineage: Eukaryota; Metazoa; Arthropoda; Insecta; Orthoptera; Acrididae. Gene Ontology annotation, molecular function: molecular adaptor activity. The transcript is spliced from 8 exons. Gene Ontology annotation, cellular component: glutamatergic synapse; postsynaptic specialization. The record is from RefSeq and is a predicted model, not a curated record.